AUGGACUGGUCUCCAGAUCAGAAUCAAGUUCACCGUUAUAACCUGCCCAAUGUUACCAUCAAGCCUGCAGAUGUGGCGCUGACCAUAACUCCGGAGCCCACCAUGGAGCGGGACUCUUCUCCAGUGCAGCAGGAGGGCUCUGCUCAGACUCCGGGCCCUUCUGUGGAGACAGAACCCUAUAUUAGUGAUCAGGAGCAGCCCACUCAGUAUGUUGAGUCUUCUGUAGAGAACAAACCCUCUCCAGCCCAGCAGGAGACCCCAUAUCAAACUCUGGGCCCUUCCCUGGAGACAGAAGCUUCUCCAGCCCAGCAGGAACCCCCAGAGCCGACUCCGGUCCCUUCUGCAGAGACGGAACCUUCCCCAUUCCAGCAGGCACCCAGAGCUCACACUGCACGCCCUUCCGUGGAGGCAGAACCUUCUCCCCGUGAACAGGAGCAGAUAGCUCAGUAUGCGGAGGCUCUGGUGGAGACCCAGCCUCCUCCAGGCCCUCCCGUGGAGACAGAGCCUUCUCUCAGAGAACAGCAGCAGAUUGCUCAGUACGUGGAGGCCCUGGUGGAGACUCAAGCUCCUCCAGGCCAGCUGGAGGCCCUAGCUCUGACUCCAGUCCCUCCUAUGGAGACAGAACCUUAUAUCAGUGAGCAGGAGCAACCAAGGUGGCCCUCUGAGUCUUCUGAGGAGGUUGAAUCUUCUGGAAAGAAGACAGAAGUCCCAGCCCAGCCUCCAAGUCAUCACACAGUGACCAUUUUACCUCCCGGUCACCAUCAAGUUCAGCAGUACGACUUGCCCAAUGUGACUACUAAACCUCCAGACCUGCAGCUGACCCUAACACCAAAACCUGAAGCAGAAGUGGAAACAUUUCCAGUCAGCCAUGAGGUCACAACAACGCAGGCCUCAGUCGCAGCUCUGCCUCCAACACCUCUUGAAGAGGUCGAACCACUGCCAAUUCAAUCUCCAGAAGUUAUGCAGGAUGAGAAACCCUCUACGACCCAGCAGGAGGAAACAGCUGAAAUUUUACAGACCCCCGUGGAGGCUGGACCUUCUCCAAUCCAUCAGGAAGCCCAAGCCCACGCCUCAGUGUUCCCUACGGAGCCUGAGCCUUUGAAAGACCAGGAGGCAGACACAGCUCAGCAGCCAAAGCCCCCGGAAGAGGAUGAGCACUCCCCACUUCCAGGGGUCCCAGCUCAGCCUGAAGAACUGAAGGAACCUUCACCAAGCCAGCAGGGGAUUUCCGUUCCACCUCUAGAGCGCCCCGUGAGUGCUUACCAAUUACCACUCCAACAGGGAAACACAAACCAGCCUUCAGAUAUCUUCCCAGAGAUGAGUGAUGCUAUCCCAAUGAAUAUGACAUUUUCACCUCAUAUUCCAGAAGAAAUACUCAGAACUCAGCAUUUAAGGUUGUCUAAAACCAAACCAAAACAUGUGGAUAUUGACCUUACCAGAACCCUAAAGCCCACUCCAGAGGUUUAUCCUUACCCCAGUCAACAGGAAGGACCUGCCCAGCCUACAGUUCCCACCAAGCAAGUUGAAUUUUCUCCAACCCAGCUUGGGCCUCCUCUUGCCAAGCCUCCGGCACUGCCUGAAAAGAUGGAACUUUCUCGCAGCUGAGCCUCUAGAGCCCCUCAAGGAGGCAGAACAAGCUCCAGUGCAAAAUGUAGCCCCAGCCAAGCCACAAGACUUCCCUAACACUCAAUCGUCUGCAACCAGCAGGAGCUUCAAACUCAGCAACCAAACCUGACCAAAGUCACAGGUCAACCUUUGGAUGUGGAACUCACCAUAACUACACAACCUGGAAUGGAAGGCGGACUUUCUCCAAUCAUGCAGGAGGCCCCAGUUCAGCUUCCAGGGCCAUCUAAGGGGGGUAUAGCUCAACCCCCAGGAUAUCAGGGGAUGACAGUUCCAACACCAGCUCAGGAUCAAGCUCCGUUUCCAAAAUCACCCCGCAUCACAUUUCAACCUUUUGAUCUGGCACUUACAAUAACUCCACAGCCCAUUACAGAGGCUGAACUUGCCACAAAUGUGCAGGAGACUCCACCUAAAGAAUCUGUAGCUCAGCCACCAGUGCAUCAUGAGGGUCAAAAUCAACCUCCACUAUCACCCAGUGUCACAAAUCAACCUUUAGACCUGGCACUUACCAUUACUACAGAACCUACUACAGAGGCUGAGCAUCCUACAGACCUGAGCAAGACUACAGCUCCAUCUCCAAACCUGACUCCAGUCACAACUCAACAUCUGGACCUGGGACUCACCAUAACUCCAGAAACCAGCAGUAUGGUGACUGAACCCUCUACAGACAUGCAGGAGACCUCCAGUCAACCUCCCACGGAGGGUGUAACCCAAUCUCCAAUACAUCAAGAGGUGACAGUUCCAACACUGGGUCAUAAUCAAGCUCAAUAUCCAACAUUGCCUCACAUCACAGUUCAGCCUUUGGACACAGUGCUUACCAUAAAUGCAAAGCGUACCAGGAAGGCUGAACAUUCUACAGCCCUGAAGAAGACUAAAGUACCUCCCGUGCUCCAUGAGGAGGUACUUUCACAACCAGACCAGGUUCAGGCUCAGCAUCCAACCCUGACAGAAGUCACAGUUCAACCUUUUGAUGUAGAACUUACCCUAACUCCAGAAUCCGUUGUGGAGGGUGAACCACUCCCAACCAUGCAGGAGACUUCAGGGCAGCCUCCAGGGCCACAUAAUGAAGUGGUCUAUCAGCCUCCAGUUUAUUAUGAGAUGGUAGUUCCAAAA
Molecule: messenger RNA, 2736 nt
Organism: Oryctolagus cuniculus (rabbit)
Lineage: Eukaryota; Metazoa; Chordata; Mammalia; Lagomorpha; Leporidae
Source: RefSeq, a predicted model, not a curated record